Messenger RNA from Hibiscus syriacus, 2751 nucleotides. Its product is annotated as pentatricopeptide repeat-containing protein At3g49740-like. The record is from RefSeq and is a predicted model, not a curated record. The transcript has a single exon. Lineage: Eukaryota; Viridiplantae; Streptophyta; Magnoliopsida; Malvales; Malvaceae. Gene Ontology annotation, molecular function: protein binding; RNA binding. Gene Ontology annotation, biological process: RNA modification. The coding region runs from base 301 to 2520 and encodes 739 amino acids.
UUGAUAUGUUCUUCAAUGCACUUUAGUUCAUAAACUGUAAAACCCUGCCAUGUAGUGGCAAUGGCAAAACAGCUAUUUUACAUUUAAUGUUUAUCCUUGGAAUGUUCCGCCCACAGGCCACAGUUUAAUACCAAUAACUCAAUGAAGCUCUGCUUACCUCAAAUACAAUCUCACAACUUUUUUGUUGCCGUAAUCCAAUGAUGAGGGGUUUAUCUGAGGAAGAAAGCUGCAUUGCGAAAGCAUGAGAAAGGUUGACAAUUCUGAUCCGAAAAAAUAAGAGAAAGGAUUACAAUUUGAGUAAUGACAAGUGUUUCUGGCUAUUUCACGAAGGGGUUAACUAUCAUAUCUGAAACUUGUCUAAGCCAACGACAGUUGAAGCUGAUCGAACUCAACUCUCGCCUAGCAAAUUUAAAUCGCUCAAUUCGCUACCAAGAUGCCCUCCAUCUGUUCGACGAAAUUUACUGUCGACACCACGAUGUUAGACCCGACCAUUACACUUUGUCCACCACCCUCAAAGCAUGUGCCAAUCUCCCCAACCUCCCAUUCGGAACGAAGCUCCACGCCUACGCCAUCAAAUCCGGCUUCAAAGCCUACUCUCAUGUCUCAAACACACUCCUUUUCCUUUAUUCCAACACCCAUCAUUUAGCUUCUGUUCAGAGGCUUUUUAAUGAAAUUAAAGACCCGGAUGUUUAUUCUUGGACUACCAUGCUGUCUUCGUGUACCAAAUUGGGAGGAAUUUCUUAUGCACUACAGGUGUUUGAUAAGAUGCCCAAGAAAGAAGUGGCGGUAUGGAAUGUGAUGGUUACUGGGUGUAUGGAAAAUGGGUAUGAAGACCUUGGGUUUGGCUUUUUUAAGCACAUGCACUUUUUGGGUUUUAAGCAUGAUAAUUAUAGCUUCGCUAGUGUGUUGAGCGAGUGUUAUAGUGAAAAUUUGGGAUUUGGGAGGCAAGUUCAAGCUUUGGUGGUUAAAACUGGGUUUUUGUUCCGAGCUUCCGUGGUUAAUGCUGCGAUUACUAUGUAUUUUAAUUGUGAAGAUGUUGUAAAUGCAUGCCAGGUUUUUGAAGAAGUAGAGAGCUUCGUGUAUGAUCCUAUUACUUUUAAUGUAAUGAUAGAUGGUUUAAUGAACGCAGGAAGAGUCAAACAGGCAUUGUUAAUGUUUAGGGAGAUGUUACAGGCUUGUUUGAGCCCCUCUGAACUGACUUUUGUGAGUUUACUUAGCUCUUGUUCAUGUGGAAGAGUUGGGGAUCAAGUAUGCGCACAAGCUGUAAAGUUGGGUUUUGAACAGUCUACCUCUGUGAGCAAUGCAGCGAUAACUAUGUAUUCUAGUUGUGGGGAUUUAAAUACUGCUCGUUUAGUUUUUGAGAGAUUGGAGCAAAAGGAUAUUGUGUCAUGGAAUACUCUGGUAUCAACUUAUACUCAAAGAAACUCUAGUAGCUCUACGUUUCUUAUCUACAUGGAAAUGCGAAGGUCAGGGAUUGAACCGGAUGAGUUCACUUUUGGAAGCUUAUUGUCAUGCUCAGAAUUCAUAGAAAUGGGUGAGAUGAUUCAUGCCCUUGCGUUUAAAAAUGGACUUAUUUCAAGAGUCCAGGUUUCCAAUGCAUUGGUUUCUUCAUACUCUAAGCAUGGGAAGAUGAAUCAGGCCUAUCAAAUAUUUCAAGCGUCUACCAAGAACUUGAUCUCCUGGAAUACUAUUAUAUCAGGGUUCUUUCUAAAUGGGUUCCCAGCUCUGGGCCUAAGGCAAUUAACCAAACUAUUAAUGUCAAACCUCAGGCCAAAUACAUAUACACUUAGCAUCGGUAUUAGUAUUUGUGGCAGCAUCUCAUCCUUAAGUAAUGGGAAACAACUUCACAAUUAUAUCCUUAGGCAUGAUUUUUCUUCAGAAACAUCUUUAGGCAAUGCUCUAAUCACAAUGUACGCAAAAUGUGGAACUUUAAGUUGGUCUUUGAGAGUUUUUGAUGAGAUGAUUGAAAAGGACACAAUCACUUGGAAUGCCCUCAUUUCUGCUUUUGCGCAACAUGGAGAAGGUAAAGAAGCUGUCCUUUGUUUCAGGGAAAUGAAAAGUGCAGGUGGGGUUAAACCUGAUCAAGCAACAUUUACUGCUCUUCUUUCUGCCUGCAGCCAUGGUGGUUUAGUUGAUGAUGCCACUUGGAUAUUAAAUUCCAUGGUAAAUGAGUAUGGCUUUGUGCCCGGAGAAGAUCAUCUUUCAUGCAUGGUUGACCUUCUUGGUCGGGCUGGGUAUCUUGAUGAAGCUGAAGGAGUAAUAGACAUUGAGCAUAUUGAACCCCAAUCUAAUAUCUGGUGGAUCAUAUUCAGUGCUUGUGCUGCUCAGAGUAAUCUAAGGCUUGCAAGAAUUAUUGCUAAGUUUCUCCUUGAAAUAGAGCAAAAUAAUCCAUCAGUUUAUGUGCUUUUAUCAAAUACGUAUGCAGCUGCUGGGCAAUGGGAAGAUGCAGCUAGAGUGAGGGAAUCCAUGAAAAAUGUUGGGGCAACGAAGCAACCUGGGUCAAGUUGGAUCAGUAUAUAGAUCCCUUCUGAUGCACUCUUCCCUCUCCCCUACAAGGCAAAGUCAUUUUCUGUUCUUUUUGUGUCAGAUGGCCUUUAUUAUUUGUCUCCAAAAACCUGAACAAAACUUAUCCUGAGUUGGCAAGGGUGUCCUCUGAAGGUCUAAUUAUUUUCACAGGUUAUUCCUUACUCUUUUAAGUUGCAUGUAAAUUAUAAAAUUAGAGUUACUCUGGCAGAGAAAGUGCUUGUAUAA